Molecule: messenger RNA, 1412 nt
Organism: Anthonomus grandis grandis
Lineage: Eukaryota; Metazoa; Arthropoda; Insecta; Coleoptera; Curculionidae
Exons: 2
Coding region: 247-723 (158 amino acids)
Source: RefSeq, a predicted model, not a curated record
UUUACACGUGUCAAGUAGCUAAAGCAAGUUACUAAAUUUAGUUACUUGUAUGGUGUAAACAACUUGAUUUAGUACUUGCGCAAGUACCUAAUUUAGUAAGAUGUUUAGUCAAGCAAGUUGUCUCCCCCACCUUUGCUUUCUAGAAACUAAACCGCCGACUAAACAAGUGUAGACAGGUUUUUUAGUCGAGUUCAUAAGUACAGACUGCGACGUUGAUUUUUCUUUUAUUUGUGGCGUGUUUUAAAAAUGUCUCGUUGGAGUGAAGAUACAACAAUAAAAUUUGUAGAAGGGUAUCGAGAAAGGCGAUGCUUAUGGGAUACAAGGGCUACCAUUUACAAAAAUAAACAAGCUCGGUACUCGGCGUAUAAGGAAAUUGAGGAGAUCAUGGGGAUAGAAGGAUUCGGAGUGCCUGAAAUCAAGAACAAAAUACAGGCGUUGAGGUCAAUUUAUCCUCAAGAAAAAAAGAAAAUAAGGGACUCUAUGAAGUCAGGAGCAGGAUCGGAGGAUAUUGAUGUCCCCAGUGUAAAAUGGUUUAAGGAAAUGGACACAUUUUUACGUAACGUAGAGGAUAAUAAGAGGCCUACGCAGGAUAAUAAUUUCAAUAUACAACGCGAAGAAGAAGUUAAUGAAGAAAAACGAGAAAAUGAAGAAGAAAUAAUGGCUGCAAGAAACGAAACGUCUCAGGAAGUACCGCAGAAAAAAGUAGAACUACGUCAAAAUUAAGGCACGUUACUGCAGUAGUUAACGACCUAAAAAAAAUAAGCGAAACUAUGACACAUGAACCUGCCAAUGAGCAUGAAUACAUAGCUUUUGGUCGCAGUGUAGCUGCACAAUUAAUGACGUUAACUCCUCUUUCCGCCAUACAAGCACAGGAACGCAUUCAGUCUGUUCUGACAAGUUUUAAUCUACAAGACCUCCAGGCCCAGAGUAACCAGUACGACACAUGCAGAUACCAGUAGUGCUCACGCCUCAUCUUCCAUCUAUACACCACCGCAGUCCCCUACAUAUUCCGACAUGCAUUCUUCGCAUAGUGAUGGAUCCACAAAUAUAACUCGUGCAGAAUCAGUUGCCGAUGAUAUUGUACGAUCACAGAUAAUAGCAAAAGCUUUUUCCAACAUUUAACAUGUUUUGUUCAUCAACAACUUUUUCGUAAUAAAAACAUUUAAAAAUAAUACCUUUAUAUAUUCUUUCAGACUUUCAUAAAUAGCAUCACACACCUCGGGUAUAAAUUUGGAGAUUGCAGGUGACACACGAAAUAACCCCUGCAAAGCUGUAUAACUAUUUCCUGUGGCUAAAUAAGACAAUGUGACUUCCAAUUUUUCUCUAGUUGGAAUAGCUGAUCUCAUUACAGUGUUCUUUUUCGUAAUUUGAGGAGCAAUUUGAGCCAACAAUAUAUCAAAAUUUUCUUUAGA